Messenger RNA from Amoebophrya sp. A25, 3005 nucleotides. Lineage: Eukaryota; Dinophyceae; Syndiniales; Amoebophryaceae. The record is from the annotation of a GenBank genome assembly.
AUGGCAGAGGGUCUUGCCGGCAUUCUUGCCGGGCAACAGGCCACCGGGGCGGGCCAGCAAGAGAUCAUAUUCGAUUAAGGCGUCGUGAACUCUCCUCCUUAUUUUCUCUCCGAAGGACGAAGAACGUAUCGACUUCGGUAUAGCUUCGAAACACCUUGCUUUCCUUGUAUCGAAUACAAUUCGCUUCUGCGAAUGCAGGAGACACGCUUCUACAACAAAAUCCAAUAUCCAACCUCCUCCUUCUAACUUCCCGUAAGCAAGAAAGAGGUAAACUCACCUCACCAGAAUUUCAAGAAGCUGACGCGCAAACUCCGAUCCGAGUUCAAAUGUGGUGUGAACAAAGACCUAAUAUCUCUGGAGAGGUUGAAACAAUGCGCUCUUGUCGUCUUUGGAGGACCAAGGGAGAUGUUUACCACAGAAGUUAUGGCUUGACUAUUGGGAGAGGUAGUUUCGAACUCGAAUAAGUACUGAGCCGGGCAGUCUUCAAUCAUAAUCUUGUGUCUUCGGAUUUGAAUCCCAGUAGGCAAUGUGACACCCGCGAAUGCCAAAGGCAGUGUAAGUCUCUAAUUUCUAGUUCGAUGCCAUCAAGAAGUACCUCACCGAUCACAACGGUUCGGUGCUUUUUCUGCUGGGCGAGGGCGGGGAGACACGGUAAGUAACGGAUGUCUUACCUGUCAUUUUAGCAUGAUGAAUGGCUGGUCAUCAUCUCCUCUACAGGUUGGUACAGUCGUGAAGAUGUUAACCUUUUUUUGUGAAUGUUACCUUUUUCAACACACUCAGGUUCAACACCAACGUCAAUUACCUGCUGGAGGAGUAUGGAAUUAUGGUGAACAACGAUAGCGUUAUUCGGACAAACUUCUACAAAUAUCACCAUCCGAAGGAGUGCUUUGUGGCGAAUGGGGUGUUGUGCAAGGAUCUCAUGAGAGCAGCAAAAGGUGAAGCCGGACAGGGGAAAGGUAUUCAAUAGAGUUUUUAUUUUCAUUUUGAUUGCUUGACGGAUGAUGUUGAACUUGAAGCGUUUGCUUAAAAAAGUCAAUACAACUACUUCUUCGACUUACAAUUGUUGAUAGAUGAUGACAGAGCUUGGGCUAUCAUCAUGCAAUCUCUCUCCAAAUUGACUCCAAAUAAGUGCAGGAUCACGGGUUGUUGCUGAGGAAGCGCCACAACAUGGCAGCAAAUCAGCACUUGAGUUCGUUUAUCCUUUCGGUGCGACGAUGAACGUCCAAAAGCCGGCAAUACCAGUGCUGUCGACUGGUAUCAUAAAAAAGAGAUGAAACUCUAGUACAAAGAGUUUUGAUGUAAUGGACGCUGUUGGUGAUACUUGCUAAGUAUGAGUAGAUUCUGUCCCAUUGUGUUUCAAGCAAGAAUUGACACUAGGCCAUACUUCUCUAUUUUACUUAGAACAUAAACAUGAUUGAUUCCCGUUUAAUAUGAACCAAAAAAACUCCCUUAGGUCCUAUCUCAUAUCCAUUGAACCGACCAAUUUGUGGCGUCUAUGAGGGAGAAAACAAGGGUGGUCGACUCUGCGUCUUGGGGUCAGUCAACAUCUUCUCUGACGACUAUAUAGACAAAGAGAAUAACGGAAAAUUGUGCGACCUCCUCAUAAAGUGGUUGACGAGAAGCAACGACAUAGAGAUGAACUACAGGUGAAUUGAUUUUAUGAUUGGUCGUUGUCCUCAGUUAGUUGUUCCUGAGCUGCGACUGCUAGCAAACUCAUUAUUGGAUCAACUUUGUUUUUUUCUGACCUGAACUCUCUCAACAAUGUCGAUCUUACAACAACCAUACACCAAAAACCGACAGGUACGGAGAAGACCCAGAAAUAAGCGAGUAUCACUUUCUGCCACACACCCAACUACUAGCGGAAAGUCUCAAAUCUUGUCUGCAGGAGGGAAAUGUCAUCCCACGAGACUUCACCGAAAUGUUUGACGAUAGGCUCUUCAAAUUCGACACGAGCUUGAUACCUGAGGCUAUAAGGUACAUAAUCAUGAUGGAUUAGAGAAACUGGGAACGACAAGAGACUGUGAUUUGCUCUAAAUAUUUUGAUUUCAAUCUUCACAUUUUUUUCAGGUUAUUCCAAACGCUUGCAGUGAAGCAUGAGCCGCUGACCCUGAUACCACCAGAAUUCGAGACACCUCUGCCGCCAUUAAGGCCAGCCGUCUUUCCACCAGUAUUGAAGGAGCCACCAGGGCCAGCACUGGAUCUCUUUGAUCUUGACGAAGAGUUUGCUUCAGAAAAGUCAAGACUAGCGCAGUUGACGAACAAGGUACUUACGAUUUAGUAAGUUUACUCAUCUCGUCGUCCAUACUAGUGUGCUAGAAGAAGUUUCGUGGUGUUUUUCAAGUAGAUAGCUUCACUUUGAGUUAUCUGAACCUUCUCUUCGUGGUCAUCUUCAAUCCCUGUUGCUGCAAUCUACUCCGAUUUAACGUCAACAAAUUCCUCAGUGCACCGACGACGAUAUGGAGUAUUUCAUCGGGCAAGCAGGCGAAAUUCUUCAGAUUAGCGACAAACUGCCUGAGGAGUCACGGUCCGCCAAGCAUGUUUUAGAACAUGUGUUUCAACAGAUAUUGAACUUCAAGAAGCUCAAUCAAGCUGGCGGAGACCACCCCAUGGACGACUCACAGCUUGGGGCUCAACUUGGUGCAGCACUAGGAGGGUUUGUUCCUUGAUCUUUUGGGGAGUGUCUGUUUUCAUGUGAACCACGUAUUCAUCUUGGGUAUCCUCAUCCUCAAUAUCUUCAAUGCGACUUAUAAACCAAUUUUGCUUCGAAUUUGUCACCGAUCUGUUCUGAAUUUCGCAAUAGAACUACACCAUUCUUGAUUCCUUCUGUAAUAAAGCCACAACGUUGCGCUUGUGAUCUGGUCAUAGCGCAGUUUGCUUGGGGGCGACUAUGGAAAAGGGACAAUUGAAUACUUCCUAAUGAUUGCUUACUUUUCGAGGACAUCAUCUAUAAUAGUCUUCACAUAGAAAAUCGCAGCGAAGGAGUGCUGCGAGAUCACAAGUUUCCG